UUUACCAAAUUCAUAAAUGGUUUUUUAUGUUUCCUGAACAAUUUUGAAAAAUUGACGUACCUGGUUAUUGCACCGAGGCCUUCAAUUAAGAAUAUUAGUGCACGAACGACGCGGACCUAACAAUAUCGCUCAUGUUAUGAACUGUAUCUAUCACUUAAACUACGAACGUAUCUAGUUGAUGUUUUUCAAAAGAUCUGUAAAAUUUCGCAAUGAGUUCGAAUAUUGUUGAUGUGUAUAAUGGUGGUACGAUUUUAAUAACCGGAAGCACGGGAUUUCUAGGGAAACUACUUACGGAAAAGUUACUGCGAUCCUGCAAAGGAAUAAAAAAUAUUGCUAUAAUAGUGCGAGAUAAAAAUGGCUUGUCGGCCAAACAAAGAGCUGCUAAUAUGUACGAAGAAAAAAUAUUUGAUCGGCUUCGAAAAGAAAGACCAGAUUUUACGAAUUACAUUAAAGUCAUAGAUGGAGACUUGACUAGCCCAUCGUUGAGUUUAUCAACGGUUGAUUAUGAGUGGCUUUUGAAAAAUAUAAAUUUUAUUUUUCAUUGUGCUGCCACUAUAAAAUUUAACGAACAUAUUAAAAACGCAACUAAAACUAACAUUGAAGGAAGUGAAAAUUUGAUUGACAUAGCUUUACAAAUGAAAGCGUUGAAGGGAUUCGUUCAUGUAUCUACUGCCUAUUCUCAUUAUCCUAGAACUGAAAUUGAAGAACUAUUUUAUCCUACACCAAUAACAGCGAGUGAGCUAAAACAGAAAUUGAAUCUUGACGGUCAACCGUUCGAAAUUCCAAAAGGUUGGCCCAAUACAUAUACUUUUACGAAAGCUAUCACUGAAAAUCUAAUACUAACAUAUGCCAAACGGUUGCCAAUUGCAGUAUUUCGUCCAUCAAUAGUUGGCUGCACUUACAUGGAUCCAUUGUCUGGCCACUUGGAAAAUAUGAAUGGUCCGUCCGGUGCAUAUACUGCAAUUGUAUGUGGAUUUUUUAGGGCGUUCCCAUUUAAAAUGGAUAAAAUAGCAGAUAUAAUACCCGCAGACUACGUAGUAAAUACAUUAAUAGCAGUAAUGUGGGACACAGUAAACGGAUAUUACAACAACUCAUCAUAUCGAGAGAAGCCAAAAAUAUUCAAUUGUGUAUCGUCUGCCGAAAGUCCGUUGACAUGGCGAAAUUUCGAUACAGGAAUAUUGAAUUCUUACAAAGUUGCACCACCAAUGAGCUCCAUGUGGUACUACGGUAUUAUGACUUACAGUAAUUCGUUGUACGGGAUCCUGUUGAAUGUAUUGUUACAUAAAAUACCCGCCAUAUUACUUGAUUUCAUACGUAUUUUGAUCGGGAAGAAAACAAAAUUUUGGAAAAUGUAUGUCAAUGCCGAUAAAACGAUGAAUCUACUCGGUCCAUUUACCACGAAAGAAUGGAAAUUUACUAAUAACAACACAAGAGUUCUAUGGUCUUCUAUGAGUCAGAAAGACCAACAAUUAUUUCCGUUUAGUAUGAACAACUUUGACUGGAAUCAAUAUAUAAAUGUGUUUUAUCAUGGAAUCCGUAAAAAUAAUCUCCACGAAGAAACUGAUAACAUUUGUAUGGCUUUAAAGAAAAACAGAAAAUUGUACUGGAUAAAACAAUUUCUUGUAUAUUCGCUUAUCUAUGUUGUCUUAAGCAUAUUUUGGAAACACUUGUUCGUUUCGUCCCGUGAGCCGUGAGCCGUGACUCUUGAAUUACGUUCCAUUAUAGCGUAUUGUCCAAUGUUUAAUUAUAAUAUAAUUUUUGAGUUAAAAAACUGAGUUUUAAACAAUCAUUAUUAAUAAUGCUUUUUUUGAUAAAAUUCAAUUCAACAAAGAAAUCUUAUUAAGCUUACUCGCCUAAUCGACAUUAAAAUAUACAAUAAUGUGUGCAUAAACAAGAAAAAAAAUACACCUGCCACUUCCUGCAAUUAAAGUUAUGGUGUUAAUUUAAAACUAAAUAAUUAGCAUUGACCGCAACAGUUG
Messenger RNA from Adelges cooleyi (spruce gall adelgid), 1979 nucleotides. Its product is annotated as fatty acyl-CoA reductase 1-like. The transcript has 9 exons. NCBI's taxonomy places the organism in Eukaryota, Metazoa, Arthropoda, Insecta, Hemiptera, Adelgidae. The record is from RefSeq and is a predicted model, not a curated record. Gene Ontology annotation, biological process: long-chain fatty-acyl-CoA metabolic process. Gene Ontology annotation, cellular component: peroxisome. The coding region runs from base 210 to 1694 and encodes 494 amino acids. Gene Ontology annotation, molecular function: alcohol-forming very long-chain fatty acyl-CoA reductase (NADP+) activity.